CUCCAAAUCUACUUGGUCUGUGUUACCUCGGACUCCCCCGAGUUUGCUCUAUUCAUGUGUGGAAUCUCAUUGUUGGUGCAGGCAUCAUUCAAGCCGGUGUUUUAAGGCCAGAGGGAGGCUCCUACUUCAAUACAGCCAGGUUUGAAGAGCUAGGGCAACUGCUACUACGACUUCCAGGGCUGGCGGCCAGUCGACGUGAAUGGUAGGAAGGAUUGAAAGAUUUUAGACUGAAAAAUGGCCAAAAUGGUACUGAGGAGCAAAACUUCAGCUGUGGGGAAGCCAGAGCAAGCGAAACCCUCAAAGAUGACACCUGCCGCACUGCCAAUGGCUUGGUGCCUUCUCACGUUAUGGACACUUACCUCAGCUGCACAUUUUGAGGAGCAGGAGCUCAAUGAAACUGUUAUUUGUAAUAAUGACCAGAUACAAGUUCUCAUUCCCAGUGUCUUCUUUCUCAGCAAGGACCCUCCUGUUUACAUUUGGGACCUGCAUCUGAAUGACCCAGAGUGUCGUGGGGCUGAGGUUGAGGAUAACUUUGUCUUCACCAUCAAGACUAAUCUUACAGACUGUGGCACCAUCAUGGCAUCUGAUGAUACUUACAUCAUGUUCAUCAACACUAUCCACAAUAAUGAAACGGAUAUCAUCACAAGAAGUUAUGUAAACAUUACAUUUGGAUGUCGCUAUCCUGUAAACUACAUGGUACGGCAGCCCAAUGGAGAAAAUAUGAUCAGAGUGGAUGUCAGGACGAUCACUCUGAAUACAGAGGAAGGCAAUUUCUCAGUGGCCAUGCUGCUGUAUAAAGAUGAGGACUUUGAAGACAAAUGGACAACUGUUCCCUCAUUGAUGCUUGAAGACAACAUCUAUGUAAAAGUUUAUAUGACACCAGCUAAUCUUAUGCUCCGAGUGGAGAGAUGCUGGGCCACACCCAAUAAUGAUCCAUACAGCAACGUCCAAUACACUUUCAUCGAGGACAGUUGCCCAGUGUUGGCGAACGACCAGACGCUGGACGUGAUGAAGAAUGGGCAUGGCCCAGAAGCUCUGUUCAGGAUCCAGAUGUUUAAGUUUGUGGGCAGCUCCUACACAGACGUAUUCCUCCACUGCAAUAUCCAGAUCUGCCACAGCAGUGCAGGAGUGUGCCAGCCUAACUGCUCCAGUGAAGAUGUAUCAGGUCGGACACGCAGGGAAGUCACUCUGUCCCACACAGUCUCUUAUGGACCAAUAAGACGACUCCAGGUUGACUCCAAUCUAAAUGCAGGUAUGCCACCAGUUGAAACCUUUGUGCUGGGAGGUCUGCUAGUGGUUCUGCUCCUCAUCACUGGUGUGCUUGGGAGGCUGUGGCUCCAUAGCAGACGGUCCUAUCCCACCCAAGAAGCCCAACUCACCCUGUCCAACAUCCAUCAUCUCUCUGAGGUUGCCACCUAGGAUGUCUUGCACAUAGAAAUGCCUCUCUGACAUGCACACACACACAGAAAUGCAUGCAUAUGCUCACAAGCACACACAUACACAAAAUAAAAUAUAUAUUCUCAUUCUGUACAGAGAGCAUUUGAUAAGGUAUAGUGUGCUGUUUUAAACAACUAGAAAUAGGAUCAAGUCAAACUGAUAAAACUCAAAUUGUUUUAAAUACAUGCAGAUUGGUUUCUAUUUUGAUUUUUAUGAAUUACAUGGCUAACAGAAAAGCAGAAACGUUUUUAAAAUAAAAAACUUUCAUGA
Electrophorus electricus (electric eel) is the source of this 1707-nucleotide messenger RNA. RefSeq names its product pancreatic secretory granule membrane major glycoprotein GP2. The record is from RefSeq and is a predicted model, not a curated record. NCBI's taxonomy places the organism in Eukaryota, Metazoa, Chordata, Actinopteri, Gymnotiformes, Gymnotidae.